AUGGUUGCAGAAACAAAACUAUACGAUGCCCUGAGCAUCAAGCCGGAUGCUACCCAAGAUGAGAUCAAGAAAGCAUACAGGAAGGCUGCACUGAAGUACCACCCUGACAAGAACAAGGAUAAUCCAGCGGCUGCUGAGAAAUUCAAAGAGGUCUCACAAGCCUAUGAAGUCCUCUCCGAUCCCGAAAAACGCAAAACAUACGAUCAAUUCGGUCUCGAAUACCUCAUGCGAGGCGGACCACCCCCAUCUGCAGGAGGAGGACCAGGCGGUAUGCCCGGCGGCUUCAACUUCGCCAACAUGGGCGGUGCUCCGGGAGGUACACGCACAUAUCGCUUCUCAACGGGACCGGGAGGCGGAGGCACAUUCCACUUUAGCAACCCGGAAGACAUAUUCAAAAACUUUGCAAAGAGUGGUGGUGGCGGCGGCGGCGGUGGUGGGGGCUUUGGCGAUGAUAACGACAUUUUCGCUGAGUUCCUAGGUGCCGGGUUGGGUGGUGCUGGUGCUCGAGCGAGAACAUCGGCUGGUGGACCAGGCGCUACAUUUGGGGCUCGUCGUGAUCCCACCCCUGAACCGCAGGUUGUCGAGAAACCGCUCAAUUUGACGCUUGAAGAACUAUUCAAUGGUACGACGAAAAAGGUAACGACAAAGAGCAAGACGUUUGACCCCAGUGGCAAACGCACUGUUCAGGACAUCACGCUCGAAGCAAAAAUCAAACCUGGUCUGCGGACGGGAUCAAAGCUGAAAUAUAAAGGUGUCGGUGACCAGGAGGAAGGAGGUCGUCAAGAUGUUCAUCUAGUCGUUACAGAGAAAGAACACCCCACCUUCAAACGAAACGGCGACCACCUCGUAACAACAGUCGAUCUAACCCUCAAAGAAGCCCUAACAGGCUGGGACCGCAUCGUGAAAACCAUCGACGGAAAAUCAAUCCGAGUCUCAAAGCCCGGUCCUACACAACCCGGCUACGAAGAACGAUUCCCAGGAUUAGGCAUGCCAAUCUCCAAAAAACCAGGCGAAAGAGGAGAUAUGGUGGUUAAAGUGAAUGUCAAGUUCCCGACGAGUUUGACGGCAUCGCAGAAGGAGGUUUUGAGGGAUGUUUUGCCUUGA
This is a messenger RNA of Talaromyces marneffei, 1104 nucleotides long. RefSeq lists its product as uncharacterized. The transcript is spliced from 3 exons. Gene Ontology annotation, cellular component: cytosol. Gene Ontology annotation, molecular function: protein-folding chaperone binding. Gene Ontology annotation, biological process: translational initiation. Bases 1 to 1104 code for a protein of 367 amino acids. Lineage: Eukaryota; Fungi; Ascomycota; Eurotiomycetes; Eurotiales; Trichocomaceae. The record is from RefSeq and is a predicted model, not a curated record.